This is a messenger RNA of Micropterus salmoides (largemouth bass), 1296 nucleotides long. Its product is annotated as GTPase IMAP family member GIMD1-like. Gene Ontology annotation, molecular function: GTP binding. The record is from RefSeq and is a predicted model, not a curated record. The coding region runs from base 521 to 1201 and encodes 226 amino acids. The transcript has 3 exons. Lineage: Eukaryota; Metazoa; Chordata; Actinopteri; Centrarchiformes; Centrarchidae.
CUCACUCUUGCAAAUUCUGUUAAUUCUGUUAAGACUUUAGAUGUUUUGUACGUAAAUAAAAUAUGGAUUCCUAAAGUGACUAGUAGCAGGUUCAUCGACUGUUAUAUUGGAUCAUUAUGAGACACCUAUAAAGUCAGGUUAAGGUAAGUUUUAGGUGAAAUUGAGUCACACACACACUGAAAAAACUGAUUUAAAGAAAGAAAGUUGUGAUUUACUGAUAGAAUAGCUAUUUUAAGCUGCUUGUGAUUCUCAGGUUAAAACCUUUAGAUUUAAAUGAAAUAAUUUUAGCAAAAUUUUAGCAAUAAGUCACCUAUAACAAAUUUUAUUGUAGAUUGCAAAACAUUUAAAGCGAUAGUUUGCUUUCUAGGGAAUUUGCAUUAUUUUGCCAACUUACCCAGAAGUUUUAAUAUGCUAAAGGGAUGCAUUCAGGAUGCAAAGUAUUUACUCUGCAAUCACUAGAAGCUGUGUUUAUGUUGUUGUUUGUUGUUUAUUUUAAAAGGUAGGUUCAACAUAUCCUGAGAUGGCCGUCGGCAUGAAACAGAGUUGGCGUGGCAACAGCCCUUUCAGAAUCCUCAGUGGUGGCGAGCGUAAUGUGCUGGCACUGAAUGUGCUGUUGCUGGGCGACAGGCAGAGUGGGAGGAGCUCUGUGGGGAAUGCUCUGAUUGGUGGAGAGGAAUUCCAAACAGGCCUCUGCAUUUCUGGCCUUUCUGUAACGAAGGAUUCCAGUCCUCAGCCGAAAUUUCCAGAAGUAUUUCAGAAGGCAGGGGCGGAGUCUGACCUCAUGCUGAGAGUGAUUGACACGCCGCCUCUGUUGCCCCGCCCACAGGACGUGCACAAACUCUGCCCCGAGGGCGUGCACGUGCUUGUGCUGGUUGUGAGAGCUGACCUGCCGCACGGCACCAAACACCUGGAGGAUCACAUGGAGACUCUCUUCGGUCCAGAAUGGCGGCGUCACGCUUUACUUGUUCUCACGCACGCUGACCACCUGAAGGAGGCGGGGCUUCGCGCUCCAGUCUUCCUAACACAGACUAGUGAUUGGCUGAGAGCUCUGGCUGAAGAUGUGGAAGGAGGAGUCUCGUUCUUGGACAAUACCUGUGAUUGGCCGUCAAUCAGAGGACGACCGUUGAGAGACCGACUGCUCGGCCUGUCAGCCAGGAACCAUCACAGAGCUCUGACAGUCAGAACAGAGGUCUCACUCUGACUGUUUAAACAGGAACUACACACAUUUGUUUUGCUCAUGUUGGUAUUUAAUGAUUAUUCCUACAAAACUCAAACAAUAUGAAAAGCACAACUCUG